Molecule: messenger RNA, 1674 nt
Organism: Aspergillus affinis
Lineage: Eukaryota; Fungi; Ascomycota; Eurotiomycetes; Eurotiales; Aspergillaceae
Exons: 2
Coding region: 1-1674 (557 amino acids)
Source: RefSeq, a predicted model, not a curated record
AUGUCCCCCAAGAACGACAACACCGAAUCCCCUCAGGAGGAUCUGCCGACUGAUGAAGCCUCCAGAAGACCCAGAUAUGUGCCUUAUCCUCGUAUGGCAGAUCUGUUCUCCAGCGAGAGGGGCCUGUACCACGCCGUGCCUGCUCAGACAACCAGUUUGGAGAGUGCCAAAGUCGACAUCCACACUCUUCCAUUCAGAAGUGCACCCACCAGAGAUGAAAUACCAGUCAUCAUGGAACCACCCGUAAACACCGUGCCAUCAUACACUCGCGAAUGCACUCCAGCCUUCAGCUUUACCUCUCGUGAGACCCUGCCCUCCUUGUCGCCUCGCACUCCUCCCGCUACUGCUCCCUUUGGUAGCCCAGAACCCAGCAGCGGACCGCCUCCGUACUGGCAACAUAUCGGUGAGCCCACCAUGUUUUGCACUCCUAUACGCGAGCUGAGCAGCCGCACCGGAGCGGGCCAUCGUUCCACAGUGCCUCUGCCCUCCGUUCGAGACCUAUUCAGCGCGGGUGCGUCCGAGAACGAGAGGAACGUGCUCCCUCCGAUCUAUAUGAGCCCCAGCGUCUACUGUCAUAUGAGAGAUGCUGACCCUGCGUCUGCCGUGGAAUCCGAAAUAGGCCCCCGCUUUCAGUCUGAGUGUAGGUCUAGGUCUAGGUCUGAGUCCCCGUCCCCUGAGUCUGGCAGAGGUCGUGCUCCGGAGACGAUCCUUUCUGAGUCUGAGCGUGAGAAAACCCCCGAGGAGUUCGCGAUCCCGGCACUUCCAGGUCCAUCGCGUGCUGCUAUCCGCCCGCAGCAGAAGGCCUCAGAGCUGUUGGGGCCGCAGGAGCAGGUUCCUGGUCCGUCGGCUGAGUUGACCGAAUUCGUCGCCGUCGAUGCGCACACAGCGAAAUGCGAUCUCUGCAACAAACGCAAUGUCCAGGGAAUGACUCGGUGCGUCGAAUGUGGAUGGCAGACGUGCAAUGCGUGCACCGUCAAGAACAACAACUUCCGCAGUCACCGUGCCGGCGCUGUGAUCCAUGUCGGUCCGGUCGACAAGAAGAAGUUGCCAACUGCCGCGAGCGUCAAGAAGGGAAAACAAGCGGCGAAAAGAAAGCGAGAGGACCCCGACUACGUGCCGGAAUCGGAAAGAGCAAGCAAGAAGAAGCGCGCGACUAAGUCUCAGGUUCGAAUGACCGGCAGUACCUCCAACCCCUCUUCCUCCACCUCCUCCUCCUUCUCUUCCCCCGACGGAAGUCCUAACACAGCGGCUUUUGCAGGUCUAGGCGAAGAUAAAACCAUCAUAAAUGCAGCGCAGGCUUUAUAUGCGAUGAGCAGGGAGGCUUUUGAGAUGGAGAUAUGGGCUAUGACAAGUAGGUUCCGCAAGCGAUGGCAGUAUCUAUUGUGGGUCGAAGACGAAGACGGCGGGGAUGACGAAACGGAGCCGUUGAGCAUGGAAAAUCUGGACGAUCCAGGACCAAGCAGGCCCCUGGCAAGAUACAAGCCAAGACUGCGUCGUAAAGUUCUUGAGAUGGCGCGGGGUGAGCGCGAAGUUUACCUUCGAAGCCAGAGAAUGGGGCAGGUCAAUGCGGAUGCUCUGGACUUGCACGAGAAAGGCAGGAGUGAAUGUGAAAAGGACCUGGAGAGGUUCAAUACCAGAGCUCAACUUUACGCCCGCAAACAAUCCGGCCGUUGA